AGCCAUGCAAACUGCAGGAUGAAGCUGGAAGCUGUGGUUGAGCAGCUGCAGAAGCAGCAGCAGAAGCAGCAGCCGCCUCUGCAGAUGGAUUCCAGGGAGAGGCAGCAGAGGCAGAUGCGGGAGGCUCAGCUGCUCUACACGCAGCAGCUGGCCGUGCAGCAGGCCGUCCUGGCCGCCACAUCUGGCAGGCCUUCGGGGGGCUCCCCCGUCAGGCCUUUGGCCAGAGGCCCACCUGCGGCAGGAGCUACCAGGGCUUUUGAUCAGAGCAGCAUGAAUUCAGAGCCAGAAGAGGAGGAGGAGGAUGAAGAGGAGGAGGAAGAAGAAGAGGAGGAGGAGGAAGAGGAAGAAGAAGAAGGGGGGUUGGAAGGUGGCGAUCUUGAGGACGGCACCGACGGCGCUGGCAAAGAGAGCUGCUCCGCUCUGAAGUAUUUUCAUGCUCCCAAAGUUGCUCAUCACAACCAAAGAGUGGCCUCUACCUCCAGCCCUCUGCCGGCUCCGGGGCACCCACGGGGCCAGCAGGGCAAGGAAGAGCAGGGUAAAGACACUACUAAGCAGCCCUACGCGGGGGGCUCCCCGUCUGGCCGCCAGAGCUGGCGCUUGGACGAGCAGCUCAAACAGAACGGCAGCGUGACCUGGAGCGACGAAGGGGAUGGAUGCAGAGGAAGAGAGAUCUCAAGAGACUUUGCCAAGCUCUACGAACUGGACAGCGACCCUGAGCGGAAGGAGUUCCUGGACGACCUCUUCAUCUUCAUGCAGAAGAGGGGAACUCCCAUCAAUCGGAUCCCCAUCAUGGCAAAGCAGAUCCUGGACCUCUACAUGCUCUACAAGCUGGUGACAGAGAAAGGAGGGCUGGUGGAGAUCAUCAACAAGAAGAUCUGGCGAGAGAUCACCAAAGGCCUUAACCUGCCCACCUCCAUCACCAGUGCCGCCUUCACCCUUCGAACCCAGUACAUGAAGUACUUGUACGCCUACGAGUGCGAGAAGAAGUCCCUCAGCUCUCCGGCCGAGCUGCAGGCUGCGAUCGACGGCAACCGGCGGGAAGGCAGGAGGCCCAGCUACAGCUCCUCUCUCUUCAGCUACUCCCCCACCACCACCACGGGGCCUCCUUCCCUCCUCUCCCCCCCAAAGAUCCGCUUCCCCAUCAUCGGCGUGGCGCCAGGCAGCGGCACCAGCAACCCUCGGGUGUCUCCAGCGGCAGCGGCCGUCAGGAAAGGUGACGGCGUGCCCUUGACCGUGUCUAUGCCAAACCGUAUUGCCGUGCCAGUGACCUUGGCUAGCCAGCAGGCAUCUGUGGCAGCAAGAACAGCCACCCUGGAGCAGCUGAGGGAGAGAUUGGAGUCUGGAGAACCUCCAGAGAAGAAGGUCUCCCGGAUGACAGAGGAGGAGCAGCGGCUGGUCCAGCAGGCUCUGCAGCGCAACCUCUUCAGCAUGGCGCGGCAGAUCCCCAUGAAGAUCAAAAUCAAUGGCAAGGAAGACAAAGCAGAGUCGGCGGCGGCAGCGGCGCUGAACGUCUCCCCCAACGGCAUCGGGAGCAUCAACAUGUCGGUGGAGAUCAAUGGCACCAUUUAUGCUGGAGUUCUCUUUGCCCAGAAGCCAGUGGUCCACCUCAUUGCAGGCUCCAGCACCCAAAGCUCCUGCAGCAGCAGCAGCAGCUCCCACUGCUCUCCCAGCCCUACCUCAUCGCGGGGAACCCCCAGCGCGGAGCCCUCCACCAGCUGGUCUCUCUGA
Molecule: messenger RNA, 1728 nt
Organism: Dryobates pubescens (Downy woodpecker)
Lineage: Eukaryota; Metazoa; Chordata; Aves; Piciformes; Picidae
Gene: ARID3B
Product: AT-rich interaction domain 3B
Exons: 8
Coding region: 19-1728 (569 amino acids)
Biological process (GO): regulation of transcription by RNA polymerase II
Cellular component (GO): nucleus
Molecular function (GO): DNA binding
Source: RefSeq, a predicted model, not a curated record